Messenger RNA from Cylicocyclus nassatus, 642 nucleotides. The record is from the annotation of a GenBank genome assembly. Lineage: Eukaryota; Metazoa; Nematoda; Chromadorea; Rhabditida; Strongylidae.
GUUUGUUUGAGUUUUUUGUCAUCCGUGUCAUUCAUUGAUUGACCUUUGCCAUAACUGACGUUUACCAUAGAGACUUCGCACCUCAUUUCGAUGUGUGACAUUCUGCCUACGCUCACUUGUGAUGAUCCGACGCUUUCUAUAAAUGGAACCCAUAACAUCGAUUGCCACGAACACUCAUUUAAAUUUUCUACUACCUCAAGGUUCUAUUGGACUACACGACAAGCGGAUACGAAGGAUAGAUCCUCAAGGAUGUCUUUAUUGGAUCACACAACGAGCAAAAUACAAAUGGAUAAAGGCUGAAGAUCGAAGCAAAGAGCAUGGAAAAAAUAACUAUUUUGGAUGAAGGUUACCUUUAAGAAACGAGCGGAAACGCAGAAUUUGAAGCAACCUUACGGACUAUUGUUUUGUGUUAUAUUUGUAUAUAAUAUCAAAUGUUAUAUGAGAGAUUGUAACGCGCAGCAUAGGAAUUGACAGUUCGUCUUGUCUCUUAUCUUGCUUUCUGUUCUUGUUCAUGAUGUUAGUUUGUUCUUUUACAGGACAGUUAUACAUUCUUGCUUGCGCGAUUCUGUCGAAUUGUAAUGUUAUGAUGUUUUGGUUUACAAAAUAAACAUUUAACGCAUUAAUGGAGUACAUUCAAGCACC